AUGUACCGAGAAAAUGGCCGAACGAUGCAGAUAACGAAUGCCGUCGAACAAGCCAAGAAAUUAGACGACCGCUCCGCCACCACGUUUGGCGAGAAACUCGAUCAGGUCUGCGACUUCGAUGUUGUCGCCAUGGCGGAGAAGGACUCUUGCUCCAUCGCGAUGGUCAUGAAGGAAAAGUAUGUGUUGGCGGCUAAGCGAGAGCUCAAGAACCAAGACCCGAAAUCGGCGCCAACUGACCUGGAGUGUCUACAGUAUAUCCUUAAGGAAAAGCUUCAUGGAAGCAUUGUGGCAGACAGCACAAGUGACGAAGUUAGCUGGUUCAAUGAGACGGAUCGGUUGCUUCAAGGUAUCGUGAGUAGCGAGCCCGGCAGGGGAGAUGGACACGGUCAAAUGGUGGUGAUGCGUGUGUAUGAAAAAGAGGAACAGCGUAGCAUGCAGCACUGCUUGCGCCAAGCGAUGGAAAAGCUCGAAAUCCAUGACGGGUCCCCCGACAUGCGUCCGCUGUUUUCCGUGGUGUCUGACAACGGCGACGGCAACACCAGCCUGUCAACAUGCAUCGAGCCGUACUUUCUGAACAACUUCAAUCUCUUAAAUGCCGGGGCUGGAGAAGGAACGUACACCCUGAAGGACAGGCUGGAAGAGCUGCAGGCCGGCCACGACCUGCGGGGCGGCCGCCGUACAGCGUCUCUCUCUUACGCCGACCUGCUGAACGUGCCGAUGAUACUCAUAUUGUGCGACAAGGGAAGAACGGGCGAUACGUUCCCGCACUCGCUUGGCUGCUUCGACCUGCGAAUUCGAACGGCCGAACAAAGCUUUGCAACCUUCGAACAGGAGCUCGGGCGCCUCUGCCGAUACCAAGCCUUCAUGCCAAUCGAUGGUGGCGAAAUAACGGAGUGUUCACACGUCCAGGCAAUCGCACUUGGCAAAAAGGCUUUCCAUCGCAAGCGCGUCCUGAAGGUAUCAAGCCCCUCUUCAAAGUUUUUGGGCGUCGCCAACACGUGGUGGGAGCUGGACGAAAUCUUAUCGGACAGGGCUCAGGGGCAUCCGAAAGUCCGUGUGGAGGAGAGCGCGUUCCGGCUGCCAACGAUGCUCAUCACCACGAGAGUGAUGGAUAUUGUCCACAAUGCCAUUAACGAACACAGAAAGACAAAUACGCCCAUCUCGAAGUGUAUACGAAUGGCACGUAUGGAUCAGCAUAUGCGCGGUUCGAUGGCGAAAGCAAAAAUCGGUGACCUCCACGACUACUGUAGGUAUCGGCCAGACGAAGGUCACUACGACAGUGGUAGGGACAAAACAUCCACAAGAAACGAGCGCCGUCUGGUUCUGUCAGCGGAGUGUCAAGUUGGCAAGACGGGGGCGUACCUUCACUACCUCAAAAUUCUUAAGAGAGCGGCCAGUCCUAUCGCUACCCCGCCGCCGCCGUUCCCCAUCGUUGCAUCGUCUGGGGAUGCUGUCAGCUGGCUGCUCCCACACUGGCGAACGCUCUCCAACAUGAGAACCCUGAGCGACAUGUAUGGUAGCCUCUUCGCCGGCAAAUACACGGCAGGAGUCGCGAAUAGCCGGGCGUAUCUCGUGGUGCAAAGUUGCAAGCGUGACGGGUGGGUAACCAACUUCCAGGAGUUCCUGCGCAAUGUGUUGGUGCACAAAGUGCAGGGUGAGACAAUCAAGAGUGAGGAGGGCAGAAGGCGCAUUGCAGGGUUGGAGCAGAGUCUAGAAGCCCCGUUCGAUGCGGAAGGACAGGCUAUAGGAACUGAGGCUUCGUAUGCAUCCCUAAAAGCGGCGAUUGACUGGGACGGGAGAUUUCACACCAAUCAUGGGGUACAGCUGUGCGUAUGCAGCGGUCAAUGUACACCUGCCUGCCAGGACAGCUUGGCAAAAUUAAAAGUUUCGUACGGGGCGGCGUUGUCGAUCAGAACGGCGGACCUGGCGGAAACAGGAGGCCGACUUGACGGGGUGAUUGCGCGGUGGGAAGCGGAUCAGGACAACUCCCAGGACAACUCCCAGGACGACUCCCAAGACCCUUGCGAGUUAGGAGAUGACUUUGUGGCGAAGCAGCCUCCGAAGGCCUGGAACAAAGGGAAUGGCAGCAAGGAAAGCAAACACCCCUUCCAAUACCGUGCAGACAGCGCGCUUCAAGGCCUUGCCGUGUCCACUCCGCACUCUUUCAAGGGGGGGAUAAAGGAGCUGCUCCGCAGCAAGGAAACGACGAGAUGGAUAUUUACGCCGUCGUUCAACCGAUUCCUCCCAGGCCCACGGCAGGCACUCUUGGAUCGAUCCCAAGCCCUGCCGAAACCCCUCGACGGUUUGGAUGUGGGGCCCAGGACGCACUUCGGGGAUCACUACGUGAUAAUGGAAUUGCCGAUGUCCAUGCCAAGCGACGAGUCGCCAAGCUCCAGGUGCUCUCCGGAAGAAGGGGGAAUCGGAUACACCCGGCAUUUCAUUCAGCGGUGGUCGCAGGCCAACGGAAUACCCUUCAUCUGGAUGCUGGACGACAAUGUCCAGCUGUGCCAUGAGCUCGAUGUGGGCAAAGAAGAAGCGAAGUACCAACCGUGCAGCUUCACCCAAGUCAUGAACUCCCUUGAACGACUCAUGUUUGCUGAAGAAAAAAAGGGAAUUCGCGUCUCAACAGCUUCAGAUAAGGAAGGCACUACAAGAGAUGUCCUCGAGUACGUGAAGGUUAACGGCGUUCGAGACGAGGCCUGUCCUCGCGAAUCAGACCUACUACGUGGGGAUACCCCGAAACAGCCACGUGCGGUUGACCAGAAGAUCACCACCGUGGGAGACUUGUGCGGUCGUCCUGGCCAUUACGGAGUUCUAGGCAUUGCAAGGCAUGGGUAUGGCUGCACAAACAACAAGGAGGUCAAGGAACCCUUCGGCGUGACCCACAGCGUGUAUUCCUUCUGCCUGCUGAACGUGGCCAGCACAGUCUCCAAGGGGGCAUGGUACCCAAUGAAACGGUUCUGGGAGGACAUCGAAUUCAACCACAUCAUCGACGAGAAAGGUCUGGUGGUAUGCAAGUUCCGAAAGUUCUCUCACUCGAAGAAAAACCUCCAACCCGUCCAGCCUCGCCAGCCUCGCCCGCCACCGACAUCCCCUCCGGCACGUCGGCCGCUGCUUGUCUCCUGUCCGGAGUUCCAGCAUGACGAUAUCGAUUUGGAUGAGCUGCAACGGAAGUACGAGAAAGGCUCAAACUGCGUUACAGACUUGAAUCACUUGGAUGGACUGCUGAAAUACCUCUCGGAACAUGUUCUACAACCCAUUCCCAUCGAGGAGGUAUGUUACCCCACCGGAGAUCUCGGGGUCGUCACCAUUGAUGGUCGUUCGUUCGAAAUCGAGCCUGCUGCGCCAGUGCCGGGCAACCCCCAACUCGCCCUCGAGCCUGGACACAACUCCCGAUCGAUCGUCAUCAUGCUGCUGGGAGGGAUACGAAACGAAAGCUUUGGUGUCCUUAAACUUAUCAUCAGGGACAAGCACAUCGGCAAAUGGCUCCAGGAGCAAACGGAGCAUGGAUGGGGCGUUAAGGUCAAGGCCACGAUAGUGCAGCCGAAAGGAGCUCGGGCCGGAGACGGGUUGCUGGUCCUGGCGUUCUCGUCGAGUAUUGACGAGCCUGAAGAAGAGGAGCACUUCUCAAUGGUAGGAACGGCUAGCGUACGUAUGGACCAAGCUUCGGCUUCUCCGCCUGGAACGUGCAUGGUGUUCCGCGUUUCCUGGAACCCGAACACUGACAAAAAACCGCAGUAG
This is a messenger RNA of Ectocarpus siliculosus, 3741 nucleotides long. Lineage: Eukaryota; Phaeophyceae; Ectocarpales; Ectocarpaceae. The record is from the annotation of a GenBank genome assembly.